CCCACCUACGGGCUCGACAAGGCCAAGUUCUUCAAGGCGGCCCUGGAGCGAGCAGCCCCAGCGCCCGGCAGUGGGGACGACGUCCGGGAGCUGCUGAGCCGCAGGAAAUCCAGCUUUAGCGGGCAGUUCAAGUGGCUCCUCUACAACAGGCCGGUGCCUUCCUUAAUCCAAGAGGGGCCUCAGUGCGGGCUGGUGGCGCUGUGGAUGGCGGGCUCCCUCCUCAGCCUGUCCCAGGACGUCUCCCUGGAGAGGAUCGUGCAGGUGGCGCUGGAGAGAGGCUACACCGCCCAAGGGGAAAUGUUCUCAGCGGCUGACAUGGCCCGGCUGGCCGAGGAGCUGUUCCAGUGCCGGGCCGAGCUGCUCUCUGGAGGUCUGGAGGGAGAGAACCGGGGCAAGAUCCUUCGCCAUCUGACCGCUGGCUGCCCCCUGCUACUGCCCUACGACGAGGACUCCAACCACGAGCCCUGCAGGCGACGCGGCUACAAAGCCCACUGGGCCGUCGUCUCAGGAGUCCUGCUGGGCCUCAAGGGCGGCGCCCUCAGCCCGGCCUGCCAGGAGGACGGGGAGAUCUCCGGCCUCUUCCGCCCCGGCCCGGCCUGCCCCCCGCCCGCCCCGGAGGACGUGCUGGAGAUCUACCUGCUCUCCAAGCAGGGCAAGAGCUGGCGCCCCCAGCUGUGGAGCUACCGGCAGGCGCACGAGAGCAACGCCCAGCUGACCGACUUCUGCCCCAAGCGGGCGGGCGACGGCAAGGUCUACGUGGUGCCCGCGGGAGGCGUGAGGGCAGGGCUCUGCGGCAAGACCCUGCUGCUGUGCCCACGGACCGCACAGAGCGCCCUGCCCCAGCCAGCCGGGCCACCCCCUGCUGCCGAGCGCUAGGAGCCCCUGGAGCACCGGGCGGAGGAGACGCCCUGCAGCCAGCCGGGCCCACCCGUGCUACAACGGACAGCGGAGCCUAGUGGGUAGAGCACUGAUCUGGGACUCGGGGGGCCUGGCUCUGCCUCUCUUCCCCUCUCUGUGCCUCAGCUUCCCCUCUGCAAAAUGGGGCCGAUGAUCCAGCCCUCCUUUGCAGAGCGCUUGGAGGGGGAGGGGCAGGGUGCAUCAUACUCAGACCCACUGAGGAGAGAGCCGCUGGGGUUAAAGUGCCAGGUGCGGCCCCGGCCCCUUUCUCCUGUGCCGCAGGAAGCCCUGAUGCCCGCCGGGCUGCGGCCAGGGGGGAGACGCAGCUAUUCCAGGCCCUCUCCAGAGGAGCUGCUGCUAUUCCACCCACUGACGCUUUUCAGAUUGACCCAGAUUCCUGCUUUGAGGCCACGGUGCCAGGAAACAGCAGGUACUUGUGGCCGGCUCUGAAAAUAACUUCACGCUUCCUGUCUGCCACCCACCACUGUUAGCUCUUGAGAGCAGGGACUGGCUCUCAGUCGGGGUCUGGGCAGCACCCAGCGUGACGGGGCCCCAAUCUUGGCCGGGGUCUGGCUGGCGCCCGGCCCGAGGGGGCCCCGAUCUCGGCUGGGGUCUGAGUGGCGCCCGGCCCGAGGGGGCCCUGAUCUUGGCCGGGGUCUGGGCGGCGCCUGGCCUGAGGGGGCCCCGAUCUCGGCUGGGGUCUGGGCGGUGCCCGGCGCGACGGGGCCCUGAUCUCGGCCGGGGUCUGGGCGGCGCCCGGCCCGACGGGGCCCUGAUCUCGGCCGGGGUCUGGGUGGCACCAGGCCCGAGAGGGCCCCGAUCUCGGCCAGGGUCUGGGCGGCGCUGGGCCCAAUGGGGCUCCGAUCUCGGCCGGGGUCUGGGCGGUGCCGGGCCCGAGGGGGCCCCAAUCUUGGCUGGGGUCUGGGUGACGCCGGGCCCGAGGGGGCCCCAAUCUCGGCCAGGGUCAGGGCAGCGCCCGGCGCGAUGGUCUCGGCUCUCUCGAGUUGCUGUCAUACAGCGAACUUGGGAACUUUGCCCCACGCCAGCAACGUGCAUUAAAGACAAAGGCUGUUUGGUUUCCGCACCGGC
Messenger RNA from Mauremys reevesii (Reeves's turtle), 1986 nucleotides. RefSeq names its product chromosome 22 C19orf54 homolog (gene ACTMAP). Lineage: Eukaryota; Metazoa; Chordata; Testudines; Geoemydidae. The transcript has 6 exons. The record is from RefSeq and is a predicted model, not a curated record. Bases 205 to 876 code for a protein of 223 amino acids.